UAUGAUUGAAAUUUUAUUUUAUUUAGAUGAAUCUGAGGAGGUGGGCGAGGGAGAUGGAGAGGCCCCCGCUGUUUACACAUUCUCUGUGGAUGUCCACUACUCCAGCUCCAAAGUGUCCAGUCUGGUACUUAUUAAGAGAGGACAGGUGGUGGAGGCAGAGAAAAGUUUUCCCUCACAGAUCAGAGUCAUGAACUUUAGUGAAGGCUCUCCCUAUGAAACACUCCAUGCCUAUGUUAGUAAUGCUGUCUCUCCAUUCUUCAAGUCGUACAUAAAGGAAACUGGAAAAGCAGAGAGAGAUGGAGAUAAAAUGGCCCCAACUGUAGAAAAGAAGAUAUCAGAGCUGGAGAUGGGGUUGUUACAUCUUCAACAGAAUAUAGACAUCCCAGAAAUCAAUCUCCCCAUUCACCCAGUCGUGUCAGCGGUGAUUAAGAAAUGUGCUGAGGAGGGAAGGAAACCGAAAGUAGAGGACUUUGGGGACAAAGUGGAAGAUGCACAGUUUUUGAAUGCAUUACAGAGUGGUGUCAACAGAUGGAUCAGGGAAAUUCAAAAGGUGACAAAACUAGACAGGGAUCCUGCCUCAGGCACAGCUCUUCAGGAGAUCAGUUUCUGGCUUAAUUUGGAGAGAGCACUUCUAAGAAUUCAGGAGAAACGAGAGAGUCCAGAGAUUGUUCUAACAUUGGAUAUUCUUAAACAUGGCAAACGCUUCCAUGCAACUGUCAGUUUUGACACUGAUACAGGAUUGAAGCAAGCAAUGGCAACAGUGAAUGACUACAACCAGCUGAUGAAGGAUUUCCCUCUCAAUGAUCUCCUGUCUGCAACAGAGCUUGACAGGAUCCGGGUCGCACUGUCUGCCAUCUUUAUCCAUUUGCGUAAAAUUCGACCAACAAAGUACCCAAUCCAAAGAUGUCUACGGCUUGUAGAGGCUAUUUCAAGAGAUCUUAGCUCACAAUUACUUAAGGUUCUGGGAACUCGUCGUUUAAUGCACAUCCCAUACGAUGAAUUUGAGAAAGUGAUGACAGCCUGCUUUGAGGUGUUUGGGACUUGGGAUGAUGAGUAUGAAAAACUCCAGGGUCUGUUGAGAGACUUGGUGAAAAAGAAGAGAGAAGAGCAUCUUAGAAUGGUAUGGAGGGUAAAUCCAGCCCACAAACGCCUCCAAGCUCGACUAGAUCAGAUGAAAAAAUUUCGACGUCAGCAUGAACAGUUAAGACAGGUCAUUGUGCGAGUGCUGCGUCCAACAACAACAACAAAACCAGCCCAGGCCGGAACUCCAGGUCAAGAAGAAGCUGAUGCCAAGGUCGUCAAACCUCUCGUGGAUGAAGUAGCUGAUGCUAAUGCCAUUGAGGAGGUUAACUUGGCUUAUGAGAAUGUGAAGGAAGUUGAUGGUUUGGAUGUGUCCAAAGAAGGUUCAGAUGCCUGGGAAGCAGCCAUUAAAAGGUAUGAUGAGAGAAUAGAUCGAGUUGAGACAAGGAUCACUGCAAAGCUAAGGGACCAGUUAGGAACAGCAAAGAAUGCCAAUGAAAUGUUCCGUAUUUUCUCCCGCUUCAAUGCACUGUUUGUCAGACCUCACAUUCGUGGAGCAAUCAGAGAGUACCAGACCCAGCUCAUUCAGAGAGUUAAAGAUGACAUUGAGGCACUUCAUGAAAAAUUCAAAGUUCAGUACAUUCACAGCACUGCCUGUAAGAUGAGUAAAGUUAGAGACUUGCCACACGUUUCCGGAAGAAUUGUUUGGUCAAGACAGAUUGAGCACCAGCUGAAUGCAUUGUUGAGCCAUGUCGAGGUGGUCCUUGGAAAAGGCUGGGAAAACCAUGUGGAGGGACAACAACUAAAGAAUGAUGGAGAGAGCUUCAGACUGAAACUCAACACACAGGAAUUGUUUGAAGAAUGGCAAAGAAGGGUUCAAGGAAGACAGUUGGUAGUAACAGGAAGAAUAUUUAGUGUUCAGAGCUUCAAGUCCAAAGUCAUGGGUAAAGGAAAUGUUCUGAAGCUGUGUGUCAAUUUCCAGCCUGAAGUUAUAGCUUUGUCAAAGGAGGUGAGAAAUCUGAGGUGGCUAGGAUUCCGAGUUCCCUUAGCUAUAGUCAACAAAGCUCAUCAGGCAAACCAGCUGUAUCCAUUUGCCAUUUCUCUGAUUGAAAGUGUGAAAACCUACCAGAGAACCCUUGAAAAGAUUGAUGCAAGAAUCACCAUUGUGUUGUUAGUGGCUGGGUUGAGGAAGGAAGUGCAGAAUCUCAUUGCAGAGGGCGUUGGUCUGGUGUGGGAAUCUUACAAGUUGGAGCCAUACGUUCUAAGAUUGGCUGACACAGAAAACGGCUUCCAAGAAAAGGUGGAUGAUUUAGUGGCCAUUGAAGAGGAGAUUGAGUUGGAAGUGAAGGCUUUAGAGACCUGUGCCUACAGUAAUGCAGUGUUCACAGAAAUCCUGGGUAAAAUCCAGAAGGCAGUGGACAACCUUAGUCUGCACUCCUACUCCAACCUACCACAGUGGGUGGCCAAGCUCGACCAAAGGGUGGAGGCAGCAUUGGCAGGGCGUCUAGAGGCCGGUUUGAAGGCCUGGACACAGGUAUUGUUGGGUCAGGACCAGUCCUCCACAGACAAUACAAUGGACACAGAUGAACCACAGAAACAGGCCAACAAGCCUGGAGGAGAUCCACAUAUCAAGCCCAUGGUGCACGAGUUGAGAAUCACCAACCAGCUUAUCUACGUUAAUCCACCAGUGGAGGAGUCCAGGGUCAACAUCAUGCAGGAACUGUUUGGCUGGGAGGCAGUCAUCACAAGUCUGCCACGUAUCAGGCACUCCAGAUAUCAGGUUGGAUUGGACGUGGAGUCAGAAUCAGAGAGCACCUACAGGAAUGUGUUGACUAAACUCCCCGGGGGUCAGAUCGUGCUGGAGGAUGCCUACUCAGCUAUACAGGCCGUCAUGAAGGAGUUUGACAAAUAUGUCAAGGUUUGGCUGAGAUACCAGUCUCUUUGGGAUUUGAACCCAGAUGUGUUGUACAGCCGCUUGGGACUAAAGAUCAAGUUAUGGAUGAAUACUCUGGAAGAAAUCAAGUCUUCUAGAAAAACAUUUGACACCUCUGAAACUCAGAAGGAAAUAGGACCUAUUAUUGUGCAGUUUGGAAAGGUGCAAUCCAAAGUGAGUUUGAAAUAUGAUUCCUGGCAUAAGGAGGUCCUCAGCAAAUUUGGAAGCCUUCUUGGAAAUGAAAUGACAGAAUUCCAUUCAGCAAUAUCCAAGGGGUUUUCGAUGCUGGAACAGCAGUCUAUUGAUACAGCUAAUACUUCUGAGGCUGUAGGCCUAAUCACUCAAGUCCAGGCCUUGAAGCGAAGAAUGAAGAACUGGGAAAAGCAAGUCAAUAUGUACAAAGAAGGACAGAGGAUCUUGGAGCGACAGAGAUUCCAGUUCCCCACUAACUGGCUUUAUAGUGACAAUAUUGAGGGGGAGUGGGGGGCCUUUAAUGACAUUAUGAAGAGGAAGGACUCCUCUAUCCAGACCCAGGUGGCCAGUUUACAGAUGAAGAUAGUGUCAGAGGAUAAGGUGGUGGAGAGUAAGACAAUGGAGCUACUGUCUGAGUGGGACAAGGACAAACCCGUCACUGGUGAACUCAAACCAGAUGAAGCAGUCAAGGCCUUGACAAUAUUUGAGGGAAAAUUCAAUCGCCUGAAGGAGGAGAGAGAAAAUGUGGCAAAAGCUAAGGAGGCCCUGGAACUCUCAGAACCAGGUCAGCUGAGUGCCAGUGAGGAGAGAAUGCAGGUGGCCCAUGAAGAAUUACAGGACCUGAAGGGAGUAUGGGCUGAGCUGUCUAAAAUCUGGGAACAAAUUGAUGAACUCAAAGAGAAACCUUGGCUCUCUGUACAACCCAGAAAGAUAAGACAGUCUUUGGAUGGAUUACUCAACCAACUAAAGGAACUACCAUCCAGACUAAGAACAUAUGCUUCAUACGACUAUGUCAAAAGAACCCUACAAGGGUAUGCAAAGGUGAAUGUCCUGAUUGUGGAACUGAAGUCAGAGGCCCUGAAAGAGAGACACUGGAAACAGCUAACCAAGAAGCUAAAUGUACGCUGGGUGUUGUCAGACCUUACCCUCGGUCAUGUAUGGGAUAUUGACCUCAUUAGACAUGAACACAUCGUCAGAGACAUUAUUCUUAUUGCUCAAGGAGAAAUGGCUCUGGAGGAAUUCUUGAAGCAGGUCAGUGAGGUCUGGAGAAGCUAUGAGCUGGAGCUGAUUAAUUACCAGAACAAGUGUCGACUAAUCCGAGGCUGGGACGAUCUCUUCACAAAAGUCAAGGAACACAUCAACAGUGUGUCAGCCAUGAAGUUGUCACCAUACUACAAGCAAUUUGAGGAAGAUGCUUUAGCCUGGGAAGACAAACUGAACAGGAUCAAUGCCUUGUUUGAUGUUUGGAUUGAUGUCCAGAGAAGAUGGGUGUACCUGGAGGGUAUAUUUACUGGCAGUGCUGAUAUCAAGGCUCUGCUUCCAGUGGAAACUUCACGAUUCCAGGGAGUAAGCACUGAGUUUCUGGCUCUGAUGAAGAAGGUGACACGCUCCCCGUUAGUGAUGGAUGUAGUGAACAUCCCUAAUGUUCAGAAACAGCUGGAGCGACUCUCAGAUCUCCUGGGCAAAAUCCAGAAAGCACUCGGAGAGUAUUUGGAGAGAGAAAGAGCUUCAUUCCCAAGAUUCUACUUUGUUGGAGAUGAAGAUUUGCUGGAGAUCAUUGGUAACAGUAAAAAUGUUGCUCGUCUACAGAAACACUUCAAGAAGAUGUUUGCUGGUGUGGCCACCAUCACGUUAAACGAAGACAACUCCCAGGUCACAGGGCUCCUAUCAAAGGAAGGAGAAGAGGUUGUGUUUGCCACUCCUGUUUCUAUUGCUGCCAAUCCUAAGAUAAAUGAAUGGUUGACCUUGACAGAGAAGGAGAUGAGGGUGACCCUGGCCAAGCUGCUACAGGCUGCUGUCAAGGACGUUGCUAAGUUUAAGUCUGGUCAGAUUGACCCCAAUCAAUAUCUAGAGUGGAUAGAUAAGUAUCAGGCCCAGCUGGUGGUGCUGGCCUCCCAGGUGUCCUGGUCUGAGAGUGUCCAGUCAGCCCUGUCAAAUAUCGCCAGCUCUAAGAACCCCGCGGACCUGACCGCCCUGACGGACGUCCUACAGGUAGUAGACAACACACUGAAUGUACUGGCCGACUCCGUCCUACUGAAUCAACCUCCAGUCAGGAGGAAGAAAAUGGAGCAUUUGAUUACAGAAUUAGUACAUCAGAGAGAUGUGACAAGAACAUUAGUGAAGAACAAAGUGAACAGUCCUAAGUGUUUUGACUGGCUGUGUCAGAUGAGGUUUUACUUUGAUCCCAAGAACUCGGAUGUUUUACAGCAGCUGUCUAUUCAGAUGGCCAAUGCUAAGUUUAACUAUGGCUUUGAGUACCUGGGUGUACAGGAUAAGCUGGUCCAGACUCCGCUGACAGACCGGUGUUACCUGACGAUGACCCAGGCCCUGGAGGCCAGGCUGGGAGGGUCACCAUUUGGUCCUGCUGGUACUGGAAAGACUGAGUCUGUUAAAGCUCUAGGAAAUCAGCUGGGAAGAUUCGUGCUGGUCUUCAACUGUGAUGAGAACUUUGACUUCCAGGCUAUGGGUCGCAUCUUUGUGGGUCUGUGUCAGGUAGGAGCUUGGGGAUGCUUUGAUGAGUUUAACAGGUUAGAGGAGAGAAUGUUAUCUGCCGUAUCACAACAAAUUCAGACCAUACAGGAAGCUCUCAAAGAUAUGGUUGGCAAGAAAGAAAAGACCUCCACUGCAGUAGAACUGAUUGGUAAACAGGUCCGAGUAAAUCCAGACAUGGCCGUGUUUAUCACCAUGAACCCUGGAUACGCCGGAAGAUCCAAUCUCCCAGAUAACCUGAAGAAGCUGUUCAGAAGUUUAGCAAUGACCAAACCAGACAGACAACUCAUUGCUCAAGUCAUGUUGUAUUCUCAAGGAUUCAGGAUGGCUGAGAAACUCGCUAAAAAAAUUGUUCCUUUCUUCAAGCUUUGUGAUGAGCAGUUGUCUCCACAAUCUCAUUAUGACUUUGGUUUACGAGCCCUGAAGAGUGUACUUGUAAGUGCCGGCAAUCUGAAGCGGGACAAGAUACAGAAAGUCCGUGAAGGAAUGCUGGAGAGAGGAGAGAAUGUAGACGAAAGGUCUAUUGCUGAAAACCUCCCUGAACAGAAAAUUUUGAUACAGAGUGUUAUGGAGACAGUGGUACCUAAGCUGGUGGCUGAAGAUAUCCCACUCCUGUACAGUUUACUGUCUGAUGUGUUCCCCGGGGUACAGUACGACCCAGCUGAAAUGACCGCCCUCAGACAGGAGAUCAAGAAAGUGUGUCAGGAGAGGUACCUCACAUACGGAGAACAGGACGAACAAGGAUCACAGUGGGUGUCAAAGGUACUACAGCUGUAUCAGAUUACAAACCUCCAUCAUGGUUUGAUGAUGGUGGGUCCCAGUGGCAGUGGAAAGUCAAAGGCGUGGCAGGUCUUACUGAAAGCUCUGGAGAGAUUGGAGGGAACUGAGGGCGUGGCUCAUGUUAUUGACCCCAAGUCCAUUUCCAAAGAGGCUUUAUAUGGUACUCUAGAUCCCAAUACAAGAGAAUGGUCUGAUGGUCUCUUUACUCAUGUAUUAAGAAAGAUAAUAGACAAUGUGAGAGGAGAGCUUCAGAAGAGACAGUGGAUUAUCUUUGAUGGUGAUGUGGAUCCUGAAUGGGUAGAAAAUUUAAACUCUGUGUUAGACGAAAACAAACUUCUUACCCUCCCCAAUGGAGAACGUCUGGCCAUUCCACCAAAUGUGAGGAUCAUGUUUGAGGUACAGGACCUGAAGUUUGCAACCCUGGCCACGGUCAGUAGGUGUGGUAUGGUGUGGUUCAGUGAAGACGUCCUGUCUCCCGAGAUGAUAUACGAAAAUUACCUCCGAACACUGAAGAAUGUGUCACUAGACGAGGGGGAGGAAGAAUCACCUAAGGUCCUCACAGGAGAGGCAGAGGAAACUCUGUCUGCUACAAUGCAGGUUCAGAGAGACUGUGCUAACAUCUUGGGUCCGUAUUUUAACUCUGAUGGUGUGGUGAACCGUGCACUGGAGUAUGCUAUAAGUUUGGAUCACAUUAUGGACUUUACUCGAUUGAGAGCUCUCAGUUCUCUGUUUUCAAUGAUAAACCAAGGAGUCAGAAACAUUAUAGCUUACAAUAACACUCAUGUGGACUUCCCAAUGCAGCAAGACCAGGUAGAGAAAUACAUUACAAAGUACUUGAUCUACUCCAUUCUGUGGUCUAUGUCUGGUGAUGGACGUCUAAAGAGUCGACAAGAACUCGGUGACUUUGUCCGAGGAAUCACAGACAUUCCACUGCCACCCACCACCAAUCAACUCAUCAUUGAUUUCGAGGUGUCCAUAUCUGGAGAAUGGAUCCCCUGGCAGUCUAAAGUCCCUGUAGUGGAGGUGGAGACCCAUAAGGUGGCCGCCCCAGACGUGGUCAUCCCCACCAUCGACACGGUCAGACACGAGGCCCUGCUAUACACCUGGCUGGCAGAACACAAACCCCUCGUACUGUGUGGUCCCCCAGGCUCAGGAAAAACCAUGACACUGUUCAGUGCUCUCAGAUCCUUACCAGAUAUGGAGGUGGUUGGUCUGAACUUUUCUAGUGCCACAACACCAGAACUGCUGCUGAAAACAUUUGACCAAUACUGUGAGUACAGACGUACUCCCAACGGGGUGGUGAUGUCCCCCAUACAGAUGAACAAGUGGCUGGUUCUCUUCUGUGACGAGAUAAAUCUGCCAAAUAUGGAUAGAUACAACACCCAGCGUGUGAUUUCCUUCCUGAGACAGAUGUUGGAACAUGGAGGAUUUUACAGGACGUCAGACCACACCUGGGUCAAGUUUGAGAGGAUGCAGUUUGUGGGUGCCUGUAACCCUCCCACUGAUCCAGGGAGAAAACCCCUGUCUCACAGGUUUUUGAGACAUGUCCCUGUGGUGUAUGUUGACUACCCAGGAAAGAUUUCCUUGACUCAGAUCUAUGGAACUUUCAACAGAGCCAUGCUGAGACUUGUUCCCAGUCUAAAACCAUAUGCAGAGCCUUUAACCAAUGCUAUGGUGGAAUUCUAUCUCAUGUCACAGGAGAAAUUUACCCAGGACAUGCAGCCCCACUACGUGUACAGUCCCAGAGAGAUGACUCGGUGGGUGCGUGGUAUCUGCGAGGCCCUCAGACCUCUGGACAACUUAGAUGUGGACGGCCUGGUCAGAAUUUGGGCCCAUGAAGCCCUGAGGUUGUUCCAAGAUAGGUUGAUUGAAGAUGAGGAAAGAAGAUGGACAGAUGAAAAUGUAGAUGCUGUUGCAUUCAAAAACUUCCCCAACAUUAAUCGUGAAGCAGCCCUAGCCAGACCCAUCCUGUUCAGUAACUGGCUCUCCAAGGACUAUGUGCCAGUGGACAGAGAGAGAUUGAGGGAAUAUGUCAAAGCCAGGCUUAAGGUCUUCUAUGAGGAGGAGUUGGAUGUCCCCCUGGUGUUAUUUGAUGAGGUUCUGGACCACGUGCUGAGGAUUGACAGAAUUUUCAGACAGCCUCAGGGGCAUGUUCUCCUGAUAGGGGUCAGUGGAUCAGGAAAGACAACUCUGUCCAGGUUUGUGGCCUGGAUGAAUGGACUGAGUACCUAUCAGAUCAAGGUCCAUAACAAGUACUCCGCAGCAGACUUUGAUGAGGACUUGAGAAAUGUGUUGAGAAGAUCUGGAUGCAAGGAUGAGAAGAUAGCUUUCAUCAUGGAUGAGUCCAAUGUGUUGGACUCUGGAUUCCUGGAGAGAAUGAACACAUUGCUGGCCAAUGCUGAGGUGCCAGGUCUGUUUGAGGGAGAUGAGUACACCACUCUGAUGACCCAGUGUAAGGAGGGGGCCCAGAGGGAGGGACUCAUGUUAGACUCGGGGGAGGAGCUCUAUAAAUGGUUCACAGGACAGGUGAUGAAGAACUUACAUGUAGUAUUUACAAUGAACCCCUCAACUGAAGGUCUCAAAGAUAGAGCUUCUACAUCACCAGCCUUGUUCAACAGGUGUGUCUUGAACUGGUUUGGUGACUGGUCCAAUGGAGCCCUGUACCAGGUUGGUCGUGAAUUCACAAACAAGAUAGACCUAGAGAAAGGAAACUACAUGGCUCCGGAGAAUAUUCCGGCCAUGCAUGAGCUUCCAGUCAGUCCGUCACAUCGUGAGGUGGUCAUCAAUGCCUUCGUCUUUGUCCACCUGUCUCUACAUCAGGCUAAUGCUCGUGUUCUGAAGAGAGGAGGGAGAAUUACCGCUGUCACCCCACGACACUAUCUGGACUUCAUCAACCAUUUUGCCAAGCUGUACAAUGAGAAGCGUUCUGACUUGGAGGAACAACAGCUUCACCUGAACAUAGGUCUCCAGAAAAUCAAGGAGACGGUAGAACAGGUGGAGGAGUUACAGAAAUCACUGUCUGUCAAACGACUGGAACUGGAGGAGAAGAACGCCGCGGCUAACGCCAAACUCAAACAGAUGGUAAAAGAUCAACAAGAAGCUGAAGCCAAGAAGGUGAUGUCCCAGGAGAUUCAAACCGCUCUAAUGGCCCAGACCAAGGUCAUUGAUGAGAAGAAGCUGGACGUCAAGGCUGACCUGGCCCAGGUAGAGCCCGCUGUCAUAGAGGCCCAGCAAGCUGUUAAAUCCAUCAAGAAACAACACUUAGUUGAGGUCAAGUCUCUGCCCAACCCCCCUCCUGUCGUGAAAAUUGCCAUAGAGUCUAUAUGUACUCUGUUGGGAGAGACCGACUUAGACUGGAAGUCCCUCCGUGGUAUCAUCAUGAGAGAAAACUUUAUUUCCACAAUUGUCCAUUUCACCACUGACAAUAUAUCGGAUGAUAUUCGUGCAAAAAUGAAGAACAAAUACCUCUCCAACCCAGACUACAACUACGAAAAAGUGAACAGAGCUAGCUUGGCCUGUGGUCCUAUGGUUAAAUGGGCCAUUGCACAGAUCAGUUAUGCUGACAUGCUGAAGAAGAUUGAUCCUCUGAGAAAUGAGCUAAAGGAUUUAGAGACCCAAGCCAAGGAGAAUCAGCAGAAAGCUGAGGAGGUGAACAAGACGAUAGCCGGCCUGGAGAAGAGUAUCGCCAAGUACAAGGAGGAGUACGCCAUGCUGAUCAGUCAGGCCCAGGCCAUCAAACAGGACCUCUCCAAUGUCGAGGCCAAGGUGGAGAGAAGUAUUGCCCUGCUGAAGAGUCUGGAUGAUGAGAAGCUAAGAUGGGAGUCCAGCAGUGAGACCUUUAAGAGUCAAAUGUCCACCAUUGUAGGAGAUGUCCUUCUGUCCUGUGCCUUUAUGGCUUAUGCUGGUUACUUUGACCAACAAAUGAGGAGGAAUCUGUUUACAUCAUGGACCACUCAUCUUCAGACUGCUAGUGUACAGUUCAGGAGUGAUCUGGCAAGGGUGGAGUACCUGUCUAAUGCUGAUGAGCGAGUGAGAUGGCAGGCCAACACUCUGCCCGCUGAUGACCUGUGUACAGAGAAUGCUAUCAUGUUGAAGAGGUUUAACAGGUACCCCCUGAUCAUUGACCCCUCCGGUCAGGCCACAGAGUUCCUCAUGAAUGAGUACAAAGACAAGGGCAUCAAAAAGACCAGCUUCCUUGAUGAUGCAUUUAGAAAGAAUUUGGAAAGUGCGGUGAGAUUUGGAAAUCCUCUGCUUGUGCAGGAUGUAGAGAGCUAUGACCCCAUUCUAAACCCUGUCCUGAACCGAGAGUUGAGGAAGACUGGAGGACGUAUACUGAUCACACUGGGAGACCAAGAGAUCGAUUUCUUUCCCAAGUUCACCAUCUUCUUGUCCACUAGGAAUCCUAACGCUGAUUUCCCUCCAGAUUUGUGCUCCAGAGUAACAUUUGUGAACUUUACAGUUACAAGAGGAAGUUUACAGGACCAGUGUCUGAAUCAGGUACUGAAGUCUGAGAGACCAGAUGUAGAUGCAAAGAGAUCAGAUCUGUUGAAGUUGCAAGGUGAGUUUCAGCUUAAGCUCCGACACCUGGAGAAAUCCCUUCUCCAGGCUCUGAAUGCUUCCAAAGGUAAGAUACUGGAUGACGACAGCAUCAUAAGUCACUUAGAGACCCUGAAGAAGGAGGCGUCGGAGGUGGCACGUAAAGUGGAGGAGACUGACGCCAUUAUGGCGGAGGUGGAGACGACAUCCCAGCAGUACGUCCCCCUGGCCACGUCCUGUAGUAGUAUCUACUUCUCCAUGGAGGCCCUCCAACAGGUUCACUUCUUGUACCAAUAUUCUCUGCAACUAUUCUUGGAGAUUUUCCACUCUGUGCUACAGAGCAGUAAACUGAAUGGUGUGAAGGAUUAUACUGCUCGGUUAAACAUCAUCACAAAUGAACUGUUCCAGGAAACAUAUUGCAGGGUAGGAAGAGGCAUGCUGUAUGAAGAUAGAGUCACGUUUGCUAUACAGCUCAGCAGAAUCUGUCUGAAGGGAAUGCCAAGUGAGUCCACAUAUGAGGAUGAAUUUAUCAUGUUCAUGAGAAGUCAAGAAGCACUUCUUGGUAUAGGGGAAAAAUCUGCCCCAGAAAUUCCUGGGUUAACUUCACAGCAGAAAUCAGCCAUGAUGAGACUUACCAAGCACAGAGCAUUCAAAGACCUUGUACAGGAAAUCAAGGGAAAUGAGGAAUUUAAGGCAUGGAUAGACAGUGCCACACCAGAGAUGGAUGUCGUAAAAGUUUGGAAUGAAGACAAACCAGCCAGCCCUAUUUGUAAGGCUGUUUAUGGAUUGUUGACCAUUCAGGCCUUCAGACCAGACAGAACCACCUCAAUGGCCAGAGUGUUUGUGGAAAAAGUCCUGGGAUCAUCUUUCUUACACAAUGCUGAAAAAGAACUACAACUGUCAGGCAUUGUUGAAAAUGAGAUAAAAGCCAAUACCCCUGUGUUAAUGUGUUCAGUACCAGGGUAUGAUGCUAGUGGAUGGGUAGAUGACUUGGCUGCGGAGCUUGGGAAACAACUGACAUCCAUUGCCAUAGGUUCGGCUGAAGGAUUUACUCAAGCUGACAAGGCAAUAAAUGCCUCCAGUAAGUCUGGUCGCUGGGUCAUGUUGAAGAACGUCCAUCUGGCCCCCAAUUGGCUGGUGUCCCUGGAGAAGAAACUUCACAGCCUGACCCCUCACCCCAACUUCAGACUCUUCCUCACCAUGGAGAUCAAUCCUAAGCUGCCCUCCAACCUGCUGAGAGCUGGCCGUAUCUUUGUGUUUGAGCCACCCCCCGGAGUGUCCGCUAAUCUAUCUAGAACGUUCACCACUGUCCCAGCCUCACGAAUGUGCAAGGCCCCCAAUGAGCGAUCCCGUCUGUACUUCCUGCUGGCCUGGCUCCACGCUAUUGUACAGGAGAGGAUGAGGUACACACCCUUGGGCUGGGCCAAGAAAUAUGAGUUCACAGAAUCAGACCUUAAAGUGGCCUGUGACAUGUUAGAUACCUGGAUAGACUCUGUUGCUAUGGGACGAACCAAUCUUCCUCCAGAAAAAGUACCUUGGGAUGCUAUCAAAACACUGUUAUCACAGUGUAUAUACGGAGGCAAGAUUGAUAAUGAUUUUGAUCAGAGACUGUUGACGACAUUUAUUGAGAAGUUGUUCUCACCUAAAAGUUUUGAAGGUGACUUCACCCUGGUCAGCAAUGUAGAUGGACACGGCAAAAAGAUUCUCAUGCCAGAUGGAGUCCAGAGAGAGCAGUUUGUGCAGUUUGCUGACAUGCUGGAGAACGACAGCCAGACUCCUUCCUGGUUAGGUCUCCCAAACAAUGCUGAGAAAGUGCUCAGGUCAAACUUAGGAUCUAAGCUGAUUGCCAAGUUAAUGAAGAUGCAGUUGAUUGAGGAAGAUGAUGAUUUGGCCUAUGGUGCCACCCCCGAAGACGAGGAGAAGCGACUGGCUGAUGGCCGUCCUGCUUGGAUGAGGACUCUCCACACAUCUGUGUCUACCUGGAUGUCACUGAUUCCCAAGAUUUCUAUAUUUAAGGAAGGAAAGGCUGUUGGAGCAUUAAAAAGAACAGCAGACAAUAUUAAAGAUCCUCUGUUCCGUUUCUUUGAACGUGAAGUAAAUCUUGGAGCCAAGCUGUUACAUGACAUCCGUCAGGACUUACAAGAUGUCAUGCUGAUCUGCCAGGGAGACAAGAAACCAACUAACCAUCAUCGUUCUAUGAUGGCAGAUCUUUCCAGAGGUAUAAUACCUUUGUCCUGGAGGAGAUACACAGUGCCUCAGGGUAUUACUGUGAUCCAGUGGAUAACAGACUUCUCUCUGAGAGUGAAACAGCUACAGGCAAUAGUUCAGACCACCCAGCAGGGAGGCACCAAGGAACUCAAGAAUUUCAGUGUAUGGUUGGGAGGCCUGUUUAUUCCUGAGGCCUACAUCACAGCCACUAGGCAGUAUGUCGCCCAGGCCAACAGCUGGUCCUUGGAGGAGCUCUACCUGGAUGUGAAAGUUUUGGAUAAUGCUGGCGAAUCAAUGGAUGCUUGCAGUUUUAGUGUUAAGGGUCUGAAGCUUCAAGGAGCCAUCUGUAAGAAGAACAAGCUACAGCUGAGUACCACAAUCUCCACUGAGCUGCCAGUCACUCUGUUGAGAUGGAUCAGAAUGGAUGACAAUGCCAUAACUGCAGGAAAGGUAACUCUUCCAGUGUACCUGAAUGCAACUCGCUCCCAUCUGUUGUUCACCCUGGACUUUGACACGGAGGGUGAGGGGUCCGGCAAAGACCACAGCUUCUACGAGAGAGGAGUGGCCAUUAUUUCCUCAGAUCUGGGAUAAACAGAAAGUGUACUCACACACUGUAACCAUCAGUUGACUCUAUUUGUGUUUAAAAGUAUCAAUUGUGGCGGUUUUUGUUUUGCAACUUUCCUCUCUAUAUAUAAACAUGUAUUAGAACACAAUAUGACAGAAUUUGCUUUUAGUGUUUGCUUGUAGCUCCUGUAUACUUAGAAUGUCAGUGCUAU
This is a messenger RNA of Saccostrea cuccullata (small rock oyster), 13935 nucleotides long. RefSeq names its product cytoplasmic dynein 1 heavy chain 1-like. Lineage: Eukaryota; Metazoa; Mollusca; Bivalvia; Ostreida; Ostreidae. The coding region runs from base 2 to 13750 and encodes 4582 amino acids. Gene Ontology annotation, cellular component: axonemal dynein complex. The record is from RefSeq and is a predicted model, not a curated record. Gene Ontology annotation, biological process: microtubule-based movement. The transcript has 88 exons. Gene Ontology annotation, molecular function: ATP binding; dynein light intermediate chain binding; ATP hydrolysis activity.